Messenger RNA from Oryza brachyantha (malo sina), 1761 nucleotides. RefSeq names its product beta-glucosidase 13. Gene Ontology annotation, molecular function: beta-glucosidase activity. The transcript has 13 exons. Lineage: Eukaryota; Viridiplantae; Streptophyta; Magnoliopsida; Poales; Poaceae. Gene Ontology annotation, biological process: carbohydrate metabolic process. Bases 117 to 1631 code for a protein of 504 amino acids. The record is from RefSeq and is a predicted model, not a curated record.
GCAUAUACAAUAUGGGAUGCUAGCUGCUAAGUUGAGCUGGCCUGACGGCCUGUGCAGCCAUCUAUAUCUCUUCCCGUCUCUGGGUCAGUUGGUCACACACACUUCCCCAGGCUCCCAUGGCGGCUGCAGGGGCAGUGGUGAUGCUCAGUGGACUUCUCCUCCCUUUCCUCCUGGCUGUCGCCUCCGGCGAGCCGCCGAUCAGCCGGAGAAGCUUCCCUGAGGGGUUCAUCUUCGGGACGGCCUCGUCGUCGUAUCAGUAUGAGGGCGGUGCAGCGGAAGGGGGCAGAGGACCAAGCAUCUGGGACACAUUCACGCAUCAGCACCCAGAUAAGAUAGCUGAUAGAAGUAAUGGGGACGUGGCUGCGGAUUCCUACCAUCUAUACAAGGAGGAUGUGCGCAUCAUGAAGGAUAUGGGAAUGGAUGCAUACAGAUUCUCCAUCUCAUGGACAAGAAUUCUUCCAAAUGGAAGUCUGAGCGGUGGAAUCAACAAAGAAGGCAUCACGUAUUACAACAAUUUGAUCAAUGAACUAUUAUUGAAAGGGGUGCAACCAUUUGUUACCCUUUUCCACUGGGACUCGCCACAGGCACUAGAAGAUAAAUAUAAUGGAUUUCUUAGCCCUAAUAUCAUAAAUGACUACAGGGACUAUGCUGAAGUCUGCUUCAAAGUGUUCGGUGACAGAGUGAAGCAUUGGAUCACCUUCAAUGAACCUUUGAGCUACUGCGUUGUGGGUUAUGCAUCUGGCACAUUUGCACCAGGCCGCUGUUCUCCCUGGGAGCAGGGAAAUUGCAGUGUUGGAGAUUCAGGAAGGGAGCCUUACACUGCAUGCCAUCAUCAGCUACUUGCUCACGCGGAAGCCGUUCGGUUGUACAAAGAGAAAUAUCAGGUCUUACAAAAGGGGAAGAUUGGGAUAACUUUGGUCUCGAACUGGUUCAUUCCCUUAUCCCGCUCCAAAUCCAGCAUCGACGCUGCAAAGCGUGCUCUAGACUUCAUGCUUGGAUGGUUUAUGGAUCCCCUGAUUAGAGGUGAGUACCCCCUAAGCAUGAGAGAGUUAGUUGGGAGUCGCCUGCCGCAGUUCACCAGGGAACAGUCUGGUUUGAUCAAGGGAGCAUUCGAUUUUAUUGGACUUAAUUACUACACCUCAAACUAUGCCGGUAGCCUUCCUCCAUCAAAUGGCCUUAACAACAGCUACAAUACUGAUGCUCGAGCUAAUCUUACCGCUGUUCGAAAUGGAGUCCCCAUAGGUCCUCAGGCUGCUUCACCUUGGCUUUUCAUCUAUCCUCAAGGGUUCCGUGAAUUGGUACUUUAUGUUAAAGAGAAAUACGGAAAUCCUACUAUAUACAUCACUGAAAACGGUGUUGAUGAAUUCAACAACAAGACCUUACCACUCCAGGAAGCCUUGAAGGAUGACACCAGGAUAGAGUACUACCACAAGCACCUUCUUUCCCUGCUAAGUGCUAUAAGGGACGGAGCAAAUGUGAAGGGGUACUUUGCAUGGUCGCUGCUUGACAACUUCGAGUGGUCGAACGGCUACACAGUUCGGUUUGGGAUAAACUAUGUGGAUUACAACGACGGAGAGAAGAGGUACCCCAAAAAGUCAGCCCAUUGGUUCAAGGAAUUCCUCCAGAAGUGAUGAAAAUGGAAAAAAAAGAAAAAACAUGUAAAAGAGUUGGAUGAAUUGCCUUCCCAUUGAUCUGCAAAGAGUACACAUAUGUCACAUACAUGAGCCAGGUAUAACUAUAAGAAUUACAAGUGUCAGUAAA